AUGUCAGAGGAAAACCGCAGAGAAAUCUGCAAAUACCUUUUCAAAGAAGGAGUUUUGUUUGCUAAGAAAGAUUUCAAUUUGGCAAAGCAUCCUUUGAUUGAGUCAGUACCAAACCUGCAAGUGAUCAAGCUGAUGCAGUCUUUUAAGUCAAAGGAGUAUGUUAGGGAGACAUUCGCGUGGAUGCAUUACUAUUGGUUUUUGACUAAUGAAGGGAUUGAGUUUUUGAGGACUUACCUUAACCUUCCUUCUGAUGUUGUUCCCGCUACUUUGAAGAAGUCUGCUAAGCCCAUUGGUCGUCCCUUUGGUGGUGGCCCACCUGGCGAUCGCCCAAGAGGGCCGAGAUUUGAAGGAGGAGACCGUCCUAGGUAUGGUGACCGUGAGGGGUACCGUCGUGGUGGUGCUGGUGGUGAAGGUGAAAAGGGUGGAGCUCCAGCUGAUUACCAGCCUUCUUUCCAGGGAAGUGGUGGAAGGCCAGGUUUUGGACGUGGUGCUGGAGGAUACAGCGCAGCUGCACCAUCCGGUUCUGGCUUGCCUUGAAAGAGACAUGGUUUUUAGUUGAAUGUAAGAGGGCUAUGGAGUUGUCGUUUCAGCUUUUUUUAAUUUUGGCUUUUGUAAUUCCAGUUCUGGAAGUAUCUUCAUGUUUUUUUUAUCUGAGUUAAGUUUCGUUGUUGAAGAAAACAUCCUCUUCCUAAAUUUUAUGUUUCCUACAAUCAUCUCAUUUCUCCUGGUAAAAUAGUUUGGUUUGGGCAUAUUGAAUUAUCGUGUACUCAGAAAUAAAAUUGAGUUUUGGUUUAUGCUC
Messenger RNA from Eruca vesicaria subsp. sativa (arugula), 799 nucleotides. The record is from the annotation of a GenBank genome assembly. Lineage: Eukaryota; Viridiplantae; Streptophyta; Magnoliopsida; Brassicales; Brassicaceae.